AUGUCUCUUCAAUUGUUGAAUCCGAAGGCUGAGUCUUUGAGAAGAGAUGCCGCGCUGAAGGUGAAUGUGACCUCUGCGGAGGGGUUACAAUCUGUGCUGGAGACCAAUUUGGGACCUAAGGGAACUCUCAAGAUGCUGGUUGACGGAGCUGGAAAUAUCAAAUUGACCAAGGAUGGGAAAGUGCUGUUGACAGAAAUGCAAAUCCAGUCUCCGACGGCAGUCUUGAUAGCCCGUGCUGCUGCGGCACAGGACGAAAUUACCGGGGAUGGUACCACCACUGUAGUCUGUCUCGUGGGUGAGUUGUUGAAGCAGGCCUACCGUUUUGUACAGGAAGGAGUACAUCCGCGGAUCAUUACAGAUGGGUUUGAUAUUGCCCGUAAGGAAACUUUAAGCUUCCUGGAUCAUUACAAAGUGGCAAAGAACGAGGAGUGUGCUUUGGACCGCGAAUUUCUUCUGCAGGUCGCCAGAUCUUCUUUAUCGACGAAGGUGAACGUUGAAUUGGCUGAGGUUCUUACUCCAAUUGUCACUGACGCCGUGCUGAAUGUGUAUGACAGCGAGACCAGUAAUCUGGAUUUACAUAUGGUGGAGAUCAUGCAAAUGCAACAUUUAUCAGCCAAAGAUACCACUUUUGUCAGAGGCUUGGUCCUAGAUCACGGUGGGAGACAUCCUGACAUGCCUACCAGGGUGGAAAAUGCGUACGUGCUAAUUUUGAACGUUUCCUUGGAAUAUGAGAAGACGGAGGUCAACUCGGGCUUCUUUUACAGUACGGCAGACCAAAGGGACAAGUUAGCGGCCAGCGAGAGAAAAUUCGUCGACGAGAAGCUGAAAAAAAUCAUUGACUUAAAGAACGAAGUAUGUGGACUGGGCUCUGACAAAGGUUUUGUCAUCAUCAACCAAAAGGGUAUCGACCCCAUGUGUCUCGAUGUUUUGGCAAAGCACAACAUCUUAGCACUAAGAAGAGCUAAGAGGCGUAAUAUGGAGAGGCUACAACUAGUCACAGGUGGUGAAGCUCAAAAUUCCGUGGACGAUCUAACGCCGUCGGUCUUAGGAUACUCAGGCCUCGUUUACCAGGAGACGAUCGGCGAAGAGAAAUUCACAUACGUUACUGGUAACAAAAACCCCAAGUCGUGUACCAUUUUGAUCAAGGGUUCCACCCACUACGCACUAAACCAAACUAAGGAUGCAGUGAGGGACGGCUUGAGGGCUGUUGCCAAUGUUUUAAAGGAUAAAGUUGUCAUCCCAGGCGCUGGCGCUUUCUUUAUCGCCGCCUCAAGACACCUAAAGGCAUGUAACAUGAACAAGCUGGGCGCCAAGGGCAAGAUAAAGACUGGUGUGGAAGCCUUCGCUGAGGCGCUGUUAGUCAUUCCAAAGACUUUGGUGAAAAACUCUGGUUUCGAUCCCCUAGACGUCCUGGCAGUAUGUGAAGAUGAACUGAACGAAGCCGAUGAGGAAGAGGAACGCAGAUACGUAGGCGUUGACCUGAAGAUUGGCGACUCCUGUGAUCCUACCAUCGAGGGUAUUUGGGAUUCCUAUCGUGUUAUUAGAAACGCGGUCAACGGUGCGAGCGGGAUCGCUAGCAACUUGCUGCUGUGCGAUGAACUACUCAGAGCGGGCAGGUCUACACUCAAAGAGGGUGGACAGCGAUAG
This is a messenger RNA of Torulaspora globosa, 1647 nucleotides long. It is a transcript of the gene CCT6, whose product is annotated as chaperonin-containing T-complex subunit CCT6. Gene Ontology annotation, cellular component: chaperonin-containing T-complex. Lineage: Eukaryota; Fungi; Ascomycota; Saccharomycetes; Saccharomycetales; Saccharomycetaceae. The record is from RefSeq and is a predicted model, not a curated record. Bases 1 to 1647 code for a protein of 548 amino acids. The transcript has a single exon. Gene Ontology annotation, biological process: protein folding. Gene Ontology annotation, molecular function: ATP-dependent protein folding chaperone; ATP binding; ATP hydrolysis activity.